AUGCCAUCAGAGAAACCGCCAUUACCACCCGGAGGAGGAGGAGGUGAACAGCUCCUCCCAACUCACGCCGCCGCCGCCGCCGUCUCAUUACCUCAACCCCCCGCCCCAUCAUCAUCACCAUCACCAUCAUCAAACGGCAAACCAGAAGAGCCAUGGCACAGAAUCCACCUCGGCCGAGGCAUGUACCUCGACAUCAAACGCCGCCUGCCCUACUACUGGUCCGACUGGACCGACGCCUGGGAUUACCGUGUCGUGCCGGCGACGGUGUACAUGUUUUUUGCCAACAUCCUGCCCGCGUUGGCGUUCAGUCUGGACAUGCUGCACAAGACGAACGGGGAGUACGGAGUGAACGAGACGCUGUUGGCUAGUGUGCUGGGGGCGGUGGUGUUUAGUGUGGGAGCGUGCCAGCCGAUUGUGAUUGUGGGGGUUACGGGGCCGAUUACGGUUUUUAAUUAUACGGUGUAUAAUAUCAUGAAGGACUCUGGGACUUACUACCUUGGGUUCAUGUGCUGGAUUGGACUGUGGAGUUUGGUGUUUCAUUGGGUUUUGGCGGUGACGAAUUCUUGUAAUUGGCUUAGCUAUGUCACCCGCUUUCCCUGUGACAUCUUUGGCUUCUACGUCGCGCUUAUUUAUCUCCAAAAGGGCGUUCAAAUCCUCGAGACGCUCGGUGACGGCUCGCCGUUUUGGCUGUCGGUUGUUGUGUCGCUGCUUGUCUUUUGCAUUGCUUAUAUAUGUGGAGAGAUUGGCACAAAAUCCACGCUGUUCAAGCACUGGAUUAGGGUGUUUAUCAAAGACUACGGCACCCCGUUGACGGUGAUUUUUUUUACGGGGUUUGCCCACAUGGGCAGGAUGAAGAAUGUGCCUUUGGAGACGCUUCCGACGGGUGUAGCGUUUAUGCCGACGGUGGAGUCGAGGGGGUGGUUUGUUCACUUUUGGGACUUGCCGAUAGGGCACGUGUUUUUGGCGAUUCCGUUUGCGGUUUUGUUGACGGUGUUGUUUUGGUUUGAUCACAAUGUAUCCUCCCUCAUAGCCCAAGGCUCAGAGUACCCCCUCCGCAAACCAGCCGGCUUCCACUGGGACCUCUUUCUGCUAGGUCUCACAACGGGAAUCUCGGGGCUGUUGGGCCUGCCGUUUCCUAACGGUCUGAUACCCCAAGCCCCUUUUCACACCGAGUCCCUCUGCGUAACAGAAGUCGUCACCUCUUCCUCUUCCUCGUCCUCUUCCUCUUCCUCGUCCUCUUCCUCUUCCUCGUCCUCUUCCUCUUCCUCGUCCUCUUCCUCUUUCGAGCAUGGCGGCAAACCCCAACUGAAAGCAACCCACGUGGUGGAACAACGCGUCUCCAACCUCGCCCAGGGGCUGAUAACACUCGUCGCCAUGACGGGCCCGCUUCUGUCGGUGCUGCAUCUCAUCCCGCAGGGGGUUCUGGCGGGGUUGUUUUUUAUUAUGGGGUUCCAGGCGCUGGAGGGGAAUGGGAUCACGCUGAAGUUGGUGUAUUUGCUUCAGGAGAGGAGGCUCAGGCCGAGGGACAGUCCGUUGAGGGGGUGUCCUGACAAGAAGAUCUGGUUGUUUGUUGGGUUGGAGUUGCUUGGGUUUGCGGCGACGUUUGCGAUUACGCAGACGGUGGCGGCGGUGGGGUUUCCGGUUUUUAUCAUUUUGUUGAUUCCGGUUAGGGCGGUGGUGCUGCCUAGGUGGUUGGGGGAGGGGGAGUUGGGGGUGCUGGAUGGGCCGACUGCGAGUGAGUUUACGAUGAUUAGCUGUGGGGGGAAUAGCUUUGGGGGAAGGUCUGCGGGGAGUGGGAACGGGCAGAGGGAUCAAGGGGCGGUUUUGGAGGGGGAGGGCGCUGGGGAGGAGACGGAUGGGGAUGGGUCGGGGGGGAGGAGGAAGAGGAGGGGCGAUGAGGAGAUGGGGGAGAGCAGGGGGCUAGAGGUUGGUGGGGAGGGGGGGGUUACCAGGAGGAGGUUGAGCAGGGGGCAGAAUACGGGGGAUGAGAUCAAUAGGGCCUGA
This is a messenger RNA of Podospora pseudopauciseta, 2004 nucleotides long. RefSeq lists its product as uncharacterized. Gene Ontology annotation, cellular component: fungal-type vacuole; plasma membrane; basolateral plasma membrane. Gene Ontology annotation, molecular function: solute:inorganic anion antiporter activity; borate efflux transmembrane transporter activity. NCBI's taxonomy places the organism in Eukaryota, Fungi, Ascomycota, Sordariomycetes, Sordariales, Podosporaceae. The record is from RefSeq and is a predicted model, not a curated record. Bases 1 to 2004 code for a protein of 667 amino acids. The transcript has 4 exons. Gene Ontology annotation, biological process: monoatomic anion transport; monoatomic ion homeostasis; borate transport.